Gaeumannomyces tritici R3-111a-1 is the source of this 2847-nucleotide messenger RNA. RefSeq lists its product as hypothetical. NCBI's taxonomy places the organism in Eukaryota, Fungi, Ascomycota, Sordariomycetes, Magnaporthales, Magnaporthaceae. The record is from RefSeq and is a predicted model, not a curated record. The coding region runs from base 1 to 2847 and encodes 948 amino acids. The transcript has a single exon.
AUGGCGACCCCCGUUCCAGUGCCAUCCAAGGCGGUCAUACAAGCCCUCCGCGGCCUUGUCCUCGGCACCACCUGUACCCUGGCCCUGGUCACCGAAGACCGCCGCCGCCGGAUAAAUACGGCCCGCCGAGUCCUUUCCAACGGCGAGAGGCUCAAGUCGUCUGCUCAGUACCACUCUGGCGCUGCCGCCGACGUGAUCAACUUCAAGGGGGAGGAUGUCUUCCUGCUCGAGUCCCGGUCUUUCUGCCGCCACAACCCUGCCGAACCCGAUAAUAGCGGCUCUCGAGCCAGCGAUGAUCCCGGCUCCGUCCCGCCGGCUGUGUCUGUUCAGGAGAGCGGUCGGGCAACUACUCGAGCACAAAGACCUAAGUGGGGAGGACGCCCAAAGACGGCAAUACCGGAGAAUCAGAAGCACAAGUAUGCACCCGGACAACCGAAGAAACGCAAAACCGACCAAGUCAGGUGUCUCCGCCAGCUUGCUGCCGAUAUAACAGCGCUUAUUGAAACCGGGAAACCACAACGGCUCGGGGAUGCUGCAGCUCUGCUGAAACGGACAGUUGAGCUACCGGCACCCAAGUCCGAGACCGGUCAGAGCGAGCUCUUGGAGGUCACGGCUCGGCUUUCCAAAGCAUGCCAGGCCGCAGAAAGGAUGGAAGACGCCUUGAAAGUGUUGCGGGCAGUUCUCCGCCUCGGGCCGUUGGACGAGGAGGUCUACUUUGCGCAUGAUCCACUCCCCAUAGUGGAAGACACGCUCCUGCGAGACAAAUAUGGCUUGACACCAAGCAGACGCUAUUCGGUUGCCGUGGACCUUUAUGUACCCAAUCUGAAUGGGGACCCAAGUCUGCGGGGGCCUGAGAUGCUCAAAACCGCAAAGAAGCUCAUCGAGGCAGGUGUGGAUGCUGAGCGCUACACACUCGUCACUCGGGUCCUGUUCGAGCGUGUGAACUGGUACCUCGCGGAGCCCGGCGCGUGCGAGUUCCUUCGCCAUGUUUUCCACCGCCUGCACCAGAAGUCCAUGUUUGAUACCGUUGCCCGGUUCUUUGUGAGCUGCAGCCAGUACCACCAACACUUGAUGGUAGACAGGAACGAAUACUACGGUGUUUGUGACCUAGUGGUCAAGUGUGUGUCCGAAGCCAACGGAUAUAGGACGGCCGAGGUAAUCGACUGUCUGCGUACGCACCAGCCCGCCAACGUCUACAUGCGGGUGGCCUGGUUAAGCGAGCUUCUCUAUAUUCACUGGAAGAAGGAGGGCAAGUACAGCGAAACGCUCAAGCUGUUUCUCGCCCUAAGAGAAACGGGCAUCUCCGACCUGGUGGCAUACCCGGACGGCGUGUUCCGAACCAUCAUACAGGUCGCGCUCGAGGCGGGGGAGCCAUCGGCAGCGCAGGACCACUUCGACGACCUCAUAAAACAUCACAACGAAUCCGAAAACAACAUGCGCAUCCUCGGGCUAUUUGCCCUAGCCCGUGCCAAAGAGGGCGACUGGGUUGCUGUGGACUCGUUCAUCCGGAGGAUGUACCCUGCUGGCAGAGCGGUGCCGACACGCGGCACGGACGUGCUCGUCCCAAUCCUGAAAGAAUAUCGAGAAUGCCAUACGAUCGAGGAGACAGAAGCCUUUGUCAAGUUUGCUUUGAACGAUCUCAAAGUCCCGCUGACCAAGUACAUGGUCACCUUGGUCGCAAACGAGUACGGCGCCGCCCGCGACGUCAAUUCGUUUCUCGCGUGGAUCAAGUACUGCAGCGGCGCUAGCUUCGAGAUGGAUGCUGCUUUCAGCAACGCCAUUUUGACGAGCUGUCGGAACCACUGGAAAUUCGACUUUGAGGAUCUGCGGCGUGUCCACCGAGCUCUACGGCGCUUUGGCGCGGCCUUCACGGACGAGGUGACGGAUAACAUAUUGGUUGGAGCCGCACUCCUCACCCGAGCCUCGUUCAGAAAAGUAUCGCUGGCGCUGGCUCUGCGCUCCAGACGGGCGCACCGGAAGGCCCUAGUGAGAGGGGGCCGCUUUGACCCAGCAAAGGUGGCAACCACGAUGGCAACCUGGAUCGGUGUUGGCAGGCCGGACAAGGCAAUCCGAUCAUACAAGUUCAUGACGACGUCGGGAAUGCCGCACUGUCCCGACUGCCUUCGUCUCUACUCGUUGGCCGCGAUGAGGCUGGGCACGGACAACCUGGACGAGAUCCUUCGCACCCUACAGAGUGCGAAGAAGAAAGGCAUCGACACCAAGGAGGCCAUCAUUGCGCUCUUCACCGCGGACCUAGAAUCGGUCGACCGCGACCUAGGAGAUCGGCACGUGCAGAUACACACUUGCAACGUGCUCCAAGGCCUGGAGAAGUACGGACUUGGAACGGCCAGCUCAGUGCUGAAUAAAGCGGCCGCGGAAUUCAUCAAGACGCGGGAUUACGAACGGGCCGCUUACCUCGCUCUGAUGGCGGCAGAGGUAGCAGGGAAAGCUCCGGGCUUCAACGCGACCAACUUCAACCUCCUCUUGGAAAUAUACUCGACCACGCAGCAGUGGGAGCGGCUAUCCAAGCUUGUCGAAACGGCCACGAGCUUUGGCUGGUGGUCACGGAUGGCAGGGAGACAAGCCAACGUCCUCAAGCGCGUCAAGUAUCUCGUGCGAAUCGAGAGGAGGAGACCAGGCGGCCGAGGUCCAGCCCUAGAGUACUUGGAGUUGGCGCUACGCAACAUCAUCUUACAUCGCGAUCAGCUUAGGAAGGAACAGGCUGAGGUGCAGAAGGGUGUGCUCAGCAUCAUCGCGUCCGCGGCGGAGGAUUCUGGGUGUGACGUGCGGGAGCCUGAGACUGAGCAGGCGCCAGUUGACCAACUGACGGCCACGAGGUUCAGCUGA